Molecule: messenger RNA, 4302 nt
Organism: Saccharomycodes ludwigii
Lineage: Eukaryota; Fungi; Ascomycota; Saccharomycetes; Saccharomycodales; Saccharomycodaceae
Product: Zn(II)2Cys6 transcription factor
Exons: 1
Coding region: 1-4302 (1433 amino acids)
Biological process (GO): DNA-templated transcription; positive regulation of transcription from RNA polymerase II promoter by galactose
Cellular component (GO): nucleus
Molecular function (GO): DNA-binding transcription factor activity, RNA polymerase II-specific; zinc ion binding; RNA polymerase II cis-regulatory region sequence-specific DNA binding
Source: RefSeq, a predicted model, not a curated record
AUGGCUAGAGUUAAUAAAACAAAUAAAAGACAAAUUGGAAAAGUUAAGAAUGCGUGUUUCUUUUGCAGAAAAAGGAAAAUUAAAUGCAAUGGUAUUCAGCCAUGUUCCAGUUGCAUAAAACAUAAAUGCAAAGAAUGCAUAUUUGAAACACCUCCAAUUAACAACAAACCUCCUCCCUUGAAUUUCGCUGUUGCCUCUCCUCUUUUAACCGUUAAUGCAUCUAAUGGCAAUAAUGCUCCACUUCCGGUCUUGCCAAUUAAUCAUCAUAACGUCAAUAUUCCCAUCUUUGAAAAACCAAAUAAUUUUACAAACUCUAAUAAUGCUACUAUUGUCAAUAAUGCAUCUGGUCAAAUACCACUACACCAGCCGGUUUCUAUGACACAACAAAAUGUUCUUACUAACCACCACAAUAAUCAACAACAAAUUCUUGCUCAGCAACAAAAUGAUCACCAUAACCAGAGACAAACUUCUAUUGAACAUCAAUACCAACAGCAACGUAUAUAUUAUGAUCCAGAGGGGACUUCACACACUGCAAUUAACAUGAACAUGCAUAUGGAGAAUGAACACCAUCCCAACAACAAUCGUUUAUUUCAACCAGUCUUUGCAAACCAAGCUUACGCUGACGACAUUGAAGUUCAUAGAACGAAUGCCCCAACUCCACUUAUGAUCAACGACAGUGCUACUGCUAUUAAUGCCUCGGUCACGAAUAAUUUCCAUAUUAAUAAUCCUAUGAUUUUAUCGCAUAACCCUACCACUCGUAACAAUAAGAGUAUCAGCAGUAACAAUAUUGCUACAGAUGGAGUUACUCAUGAUAUGUCAAAUUCUAAGAUUAUCUCAACAGUAACUAAUCAACAAACUUUAAAAAAUAAUUUUUCCACCGCAAACAAUAAUAAUAAUUUUUCAUUAAUAAGUGAAGGCCAUUUGUCUAAUCUACAGAACAAUAAAACUGACCCUGUCAUAAAUUAUCACAAUGUUCCACAAAAGGUUUUCGUCAAUCAAUCCUCUGAUUUUAAGCCGGUUAUAAUGAGUAACGACGCUAGCGGUAGUAGCAGUAAUAAUUCAGUGAUGAAUGAAAUUAAUUUGUCUAAUCCACACAACAAUAAAACUGAUCCUGUCACAAAUUAUCACAAUGUUUCACAAAAGGCCUUUAUUAAUCAAUUCCCUAAUUUUAAACCAGUUGUAAUAAAUAACAAUAAUAAUAAUAAAUUUACUACCACAGCCAAUUAUUCUUCCAAUAUUAUGACAAAUGUUGAUGAACAAAAUAUUGCUACCUCCAAAAAUCUAAAUAACAAUAACAAAGAUAUUGCCAUAAAAACCCCAACUAAAGCAAAGAAUAAUCAGCCAAUUAACGCAGCCAAAAAUACCGCCUACAUCAAUGACUCGGAUAUUCAAAACAACAUCGAUAUACUGAAUGCUAAGCAAAAUAUGAGCAAGCAGAAACUAAACUUUUCUAAUGACAAAAAAGAUCAUAAAUUUAAUCAGGAUGAUUCAAUGUCUUUAUAUACAUAUGAUACUGAGUUUUCUAAUUUUUUCCAUUCGGUAAAGACAUUUCUUGCUAAUAUAGAGAAAGAUAAGGAGGGUGAUAGCAAAAUGACAAGAGAUACAAAAGAAAGUAUUAAGGAAUUAAAUGAAAAAUUAGAUUCGUUAAAGGCCAAUCUAACUUUAAAGUUUAAUCCAAAAAAAAUUUACCAAACCGAUUCUAGUUCUUCUAGCUUAGAGGCUAGUUUAAUUGAAAAUAAAAACAUCGUAUUUCAUAGAUUCCAUAAGGAAAUUUUGGAUAAUACCAGCAGUUUUGGUAUGACUGCUUAUUUUGGGUUAUAUUCAAGUAAAUCUACCGUUACACCCAUGGGCAUUAUUUGGACAUUAAAACAACUAUUUAAGGUUUGUUCUAGUCAUACGGUUAAACAAAGUUUUGUCUUGAUGUUGAAAAUGCAAGAUUCAGUGGUUCGCACCUACUAUACGAGAAUGGAUUUUAUCAAAAAUGUCAUGAGAAAUUAUAAACGGCUUACUGGUCAAUCUUCGAUGCCAUCCUGUGCUGCACCAGACUUCAAGAACACUACAAAGUCUACAAGCUCAUCCAACCCCUAUUCAUCGGGUGCCACUUAUACUCCCCCGCAAUCUGAGAUAAAAUCGAUUAAAAGUGAUAUUUUAAAUAGGUUACCACCAUUAGUUAUCCAAUCAAGUGACCUACAAGAUAAUUUUGCUACAAUUCGUCCAAGCAAUUUACUAAAAAAAAUUAAUAAGCUAAUAUUCCAACUACCACAAAUUUAUGAAAAAAAUGCUGAAAUAUUAGCCGUGGAAUCUUUUAAAGAAACCUAUAAUUUAUUGCUACUGUUCUGGUUAGAAGUGUUUGAGGAUUUAGUAUUAGUUCCAUAUACAGAGCUAUUGAGUUUAAAACCUGUUGUUGAUGGAUUUUGGAUCUUAUCCAGUUUUGAUGACUUGUAUUUGUACACAUCUUAUAUUCCGAUGAUUAUUGCUAAUGCACAAAACACCUGCUUAAAUAGGUGGGAAUAUUAUGUUAACCAAAAAUCUGAAAUAGCUAAUAAUAUGAGAGAUAUUUGGUGGAGUGUAAAUAUGUGGGAUAAAUUGUAUAGUAUUAAGAAUGGCAGACCACACAUGAUCGAUACAGAUAUAAAUUUGGUCCUAUUCCCUGUAAAUGUAAUGAAGCUAGGUGUAGAAGCUUCUAUGUCAAUUGAAGAAUUAUUUGAAAAUGGUUGCUUAGUUUACAACAAUUUAAAGGAUGCUUUUACUGAUGAAGACGAAUUUAUAGAAAGUGCUACUAAAUUUGGGCUUAUAUUAUUGUCUAAAAUUAUUGAAUUCUCGCAAACUGAAAUUUUUUACAACAAAAUAAUUACACAUUAUGGAAAUGCUACAUUUUUACAAUUCAACUCUUGUCAAAUCAUAACAAAAUUGAAUACUGAAAUUAAUAGAUUAUUGAAGUUUUUGGACAAGUUUGAUCUCAAGUUUUCCACAUUGUUUGAACGUAAUUUUUUUGAAAAUCAAGAUGUGUUUUCAUUGUACAUUUCGUUUAAUCACACCAAAUGCUGUCUGUACAGUUAUAUGGAUAAUUUGCUUGUUAGAGAGCUGAGUAAUUUCCCAAACCAUGCCUUAGUCAUGGGUCUUUCAGAAAAAGUUUUCAUUUUGAUGAAAGAGGCAAGUCUAUCCAUUAUGAAAUCGCUACAAGAUAUGACCUGCAAUAAAGCUAACGAACUUAACAAUAACACAAUUCCAGGACAUUAUAAUGACGGAAUACCUAGCAAUACUGGAAAUAAAAUCAAUUUUGCUAUCAACGGUAAAAGAACUGUUCGUUGUGGUGAUACUAUUGUUUUGUUAUUACCGGCUCAAACACAUAUUGUAAUUUCUAUUGCUUUGGCGGUAUCUGCCAUUUGCUUUUUAGAUAAUUGUAAAACUUGGAAGCUUCAGUAUCUAAUCGAUUUAUGUGAUGCUACUCAAUGGAUCUAUGAAUCAUUUAUGUUUAUGUUGCAUUAUGAUAAGUUUAUUCCCCAAACAGAAGAGGAUAAAAUUUUGAAUGCAGUGGGAACCUCCAUUGUUUUAAUAAGAAAUUGUAUAUUUAGCUACAUCUCGAUCGAUGAAAACCACAAAACCGACUUUUUAAAUUAUAUUGAUAUCGAUGAGGGGGGCGCUAAUAGUAGCACCAAGGGGUAUCUAUUUUAUGAUGAAAGAAAUAAUGCUAAAAAAGUUGUCAAUAUAAAUAAUUUUGAUGACUUUCACACAAAAUUGCGGGUUCGAGAUUUGUACGGUGAAGUGAAAAGUUUAAAUUCCAACAUUUUUAAAAAAUUCAUUAAACCGUUCAAUAACGCACCUUAUAGAAAGUAUUUAGAAGAUGCUAUAAAGUCAGCCUUGGGUGAUUCAUAUUCAAAAGUUGUUGCUGGGUUAUACUGUAAUCAUUUGGACAAAGAUAAAAAAUUUUAUGAAGAAAAACUUUCCAAAGGUUACAGUUAUGAAAAGGAUUUAAAAUUGUUUGAGGAUCUUAAAAACAAAAAAAUUGCCAAAAUGGUAAACGAUUCUGUGGAACAAAAGAAGCCUGCAAAAAAAGAUGAAUCGUUUUAUAAUAGUGUCAAUAGAGUAGGUAUGUUGCCCAAUGGACAAAACAUCAUCAAUCUUGAGGAUUUGAAGGGAACCUUUCCCACUAGUCAUAACGCUUCCUCCGAAUAUUCGUUUAUUAAAAAUGCAGAUGAGCAUGAUUUCAGCUUCUGGGAUAGUAUUCAUGAUUUAAUUGGUAAUAUUGAUUUUAUGGCUUUGGAUGAUAUAUGGCAAAGCUUAGUCAAUGAUGAAAAGUAG